Arabidopsis lyrata subsp. lyrata is the source of this 756-nucleotide messenger RNA. Its product is annotated as proline-rich protein 3. The coding region runs from base 66 to 581 and encodes 171 amino acids. The record is from RefSeq and is a predicted model, not a curated record. NCBI's taxonomy places the organism in Eukaryota, Viridiplantae, Streptophyta, Magnoliopsida, Brassicales, Brassicaceae. The transcript is spliced from 2 exons.
CCUUUCUUACAUCAAAGAGCAUAAUCUAAAAAUCAUCGAAUUCAAAAAAGUCGACAGAAGUCGUCAUGGCGCAGAGGAUCAGGACAUUGGUUCUGCUAAUAGAGAUAUUGUUUCUGGUGAGUUGUGUGACUCAUAUCACCACGGUAGCAGCGGAUAAUGAUGGAGAUGUGAUUCACGUCGCCGGAAAAGUAAUGUGCCAAGAUUGUUCUCUGAACUACGAUGAAUGGAUCAACGGUUCUGAACCCAUCAAAGGGGCAGUGGUAUCAAUCACAUGUAUGGACGAAAGGAGAAGAGUGAGAUACUAUGGCAGCGAUAAGACCGAUGAGAGAGGCCAGUUCGAUCUAAUCGUCAACAAAGUCCUCUACGGCGGCAAGGAUCUCAAGCCUCAACUUUGUAAUGUCCGGCUCGUGUCUUCUCCAGACCAGUCUUGUAACAUCCCCACCAAUUUUGGGAAUGGUCAAACCGGAGUGAAGCUAGUUCGACCAUUCAUGGUAUUCAAGGAUCUGGUUAAGUAUGUGGUCGGGCCAUUUUAUUAUACCACUCCCAUGUGUGAGACGCCUAAAUUUGAAAACAAAUACUAAACUUGGAGGGUUUUGACUUAUUGGCCGAGGUAAUUUAAAUUUAGUUGUCCUUCGUUAAACAAUUUAUAUUACUCAAAUACUUGUAAUGUGACAUGUUUUGCUUCCGUGAUUUUGUUAAUUUUCUUGUAUAUGUCAAAGUGUAACUAAAAAAAUAACACAGAAAUUUCAGUUACAA